Molecule: messenger RNA, 954 nt
Organism: Theileria orientalis strain Shintoku
Lineage: Eukaryota; Apicomplexa; Aconoidasida; Piroplasmida; Theileriidae
Exons: 8
Coding region: 1-954 (317 amino acids)
Molecular function (GO): protein binding
Source: RefSeq, a predicted model, not a curated record
AUGGACACCGAUUUUACCGAUAUCGAUGUCGUUUCUGAACUAAAACGCCUUUCUAUUGGAAAUAAAUACAGUGAAAUCACAGAUCUUCUUAGAGAAAACUUUUAUCAAUUCAAUAAAGAGCCUACUAAAUUAAUCGCAAUAUUGACCAUAAGAAUAUACUAUAACUUACACCUCAAGAAUUUUAACGACAUCGACUCGGAUUUUGAACUGAUAGAAUCGAUUUUUAAGAAUAAACUAAACCAUAAGUUUCCAUACACAAGAGGCUCAAGAUGCCCAUUUAGCACAUUUUUAAUAUACGCAUACUACCCACAUCUUAGGGGAAUGAGCAUCUUAUCUCUUGAAAGAUUACACAAGUUACUAAAUCAAGUGACAAGAGAAUUGAACGAUAAGGUGGAAGAUUAUAUCUGUAAAAAUAAACAGGAAAAUAUUUAUAAAGGACACGAAAACAGUGUAAAUAAAAUAAUAAUUACAGUGUUGUUGAUAUCAGACGUACUGCUAUCACUGUUAAGGCCGAUGGAAGCAAUAAAAAUACUGACCACAGUAAAUCUGAAAUAUGACCCAAGUAACAUAUCAACGAAUGUGGUACUGUCUUUAAUAUACAGGAAGCUGGGAUAUCUAGAGGACUCAGAGAGGCACAUGAAAACGUUUAGAGACGAUGAAAACGAAAACUACUACAAAGGGAUUCUAAAAAUCAUUGAAAAAGACUACGAAGGAGCAGUGGAAAAAUUCCAAACGGUAAAAUAUCUGGAAGCAAUACAACGCUCUAAGAAGCCACUCAAGGACCACGAACGGGUCUUCAUAAACAACCUGGCAGUGGCAACGCUGUAUGCCAAAAAGUCACAGGAGGCAAAAAGAAUAUUUUUUCAACAUAAGCUGGACAAAGAGGGAUUGCAGGCCCAUAGGGGCAUAUCCUCGAACGCUGAUGUACUAAAAGAGCUGUCAAUAUAUGAUUAA